Fomitiporia mediterranea MF3/22 is the source of this 2496-nucleotide messenger RNA. RefSeq names its product FAD/NAD-binding domain-containing protein. Bases 1 to 1848 code for a protein of 615 amino acids. Gene Ontology annotation, molecular function: NADP binding; flavin adenine dinucleotide binding; N,N-dimethylaniline monooxygenase activity. The record is from RefSeq and is a predicted model, not a curated record. The transcript has 8 exons. Lineage: Eukaryota; Fungi; Basidiomycota; Agaricomycetes; Hymenochaetales; Hymenochaetaceae.
AUGCAGGCUAGGACACCUCGUCAAGUAGCUCUAAACUGGUUAUCCGCUUUCUCUUUCGCGCUUAUCGAAAGAAAAAAUGUAUCUGCGAUAUGCGAGCUGUUUCUUCCUGAGGGUUGGUUACGCGACUCGCUGGUUUUGAGUUGGGAUGUCAGGUCUCUUGAAGGACGAGAUAAAAUAAAGGGGUAUUUGGAGGAGCGGUUACCGAGGGCGAGGUUUGUAGAGGGGAGUAUGAGAUUGGAUGAUGAAAGGCUGGGGCUUGGGCCGAGAGCGUUUGAGCUAUCGAGGGAGGUGAAGGGUGUGGAAGCGGGGUUUGUGUUUGAGACGGAUGUGUUUUUUGGGCGAGGGUUCGUGCGGCUUCAGCUUGACACGACCCAGAGUGAGGAUGUGAAUAGUGAUAAUAAUUGGAGAGCGUUAUCGGUGUAUAUCGCUGCAGAGGAUAUAAAGGGUCACGAAGAGGCAGGGUAUGAGUUGGGACUUUAUGCCGGACAUACAAUUGCAUGGGAGGAGAUUAAGGCUGCGAGACAAGAGGCGAUAGAGGCGGAUCCUCAGGUUCUAAUUAUUGGCGCUGGACAGACCGGAUUGCAGGUAGCUGCACGAUUUAAACAGAUGAACAUUCGGACGAUUGUAGUUGAGCGGAAUGAACGUGUUGGUGAUAAUUGGCGGAAGAGGUAUCCGACGCUUAGUUUGAAUACGCCGAGGACGCAUCAUACCUUGCUAUACGCUCCUUAUCCUCGUACAUGGCCUAUUUUCACACCACGCGAUAAGAUUGCUUCUUGGUUGGAAUAUUACGCGGAGUCGCAGGAUCUUGUCGUUUGGACUUCGACAACGCUGCUUCCCGGACCAGAAUAUGACUUUUCGGCGCGCCGCUGGAAAGUGAAACUCUCCUGGAAUGGGACGAUGCUUACUAUUCAUCCAAGACAUAUUGUUCUCGCGACGGGAACAUUGGGCGAUCCAUUCAUCCCUACAAUCCCAACUCUUCAUCUCUUCCGAGGGACGACGUUACACGCCUCUACAUACAACGGCGGGCGAGCAUACUCCGGAAAACGCGUCUUAAUCGUCGGAUCCGGAACAACAGCAGCAGAUAUCGCUCAAGACCUGCACGAACGCGGGAAAGCCGCAUCUAUCACUAUGCUCCAACGGCACCCUACACUCGUCGUCUCGCGGAAACUUGCAGAUACGGAGUUUCAGGCUUGGCCUGAGGGUGUGCCUGUUGAGAUUAGUGAUUUUCGGGUGGCGGGUAUGCCACUUGGGUUGGCUGGGCGGAUUGCGAGGUCUGAGAGUGAACGGGAGAGGAGGGCGAGGAUAGAUGGGGCGCUGAGGAAGGGACUUGAGAGGAGGGGGUUUAGGACGACGGAUGGACCGGGUGGGGGAGGGAGACGGGAGUUGGUGUAUGAACGUCUUGGAGGUUACUGGAUCGAUGUCGGCGCUGCAGAUCUUAUUAUGCGCGGAGCAAUCUUGGUCAAGUCCGAUGUCGAGAUCGCAAAAUUCGACGAGAACGGGACUACUGUCGAGUUUUCAGACAAAUCAACUCUGGAUGUCGAUGUGGUCAUAUUCGCGACUGGAUACGAGAACAUCCGACCGUCGAUGAGCAAACUAUUCGGAGCGGAAACGAUCGAUCGGACGAGUGAAGUCUGGGGCCUUGACAAUGAAGGAGAAUUGAGAGGAUGUUAUCGACCUUCUGGACAUCCUGGACUCUGGUACGCAGCUGGAGACUUCUACCACUCGCGGUACAUGUCUAAACAGCUCGCAUUACUGAUUAAGUCGGAUGAGCUAGGCCUUACGAAAUUUGAGAGUCCUGCGGCCGCAGUGCCCGUUUGUUCUUCACCUGACUCGAGUGCUUCCACUUGAUUUGGUUGCAUUGCGCUCAUCGGCAUAGAACAGCGAACCGCUUGUCGUUUCUGACAAUUAGAAAUGUCCAAUACGCAUACAUGUUGCCUUUGCUUCGUUAUUUCCCUCAAACUUCUAUGUUCUUAUUACAAGUUAAUCUUUUACGAGCGAUCCAUUUCUUUCUGCACGUGCUCGCGUCCUCCUUCAAGCUCCCAAUCAUCCCAGCAUGUCGAAAGAAUCGCGUUAUGACGUCCGUUUCCGGGGUGCAGACUUGCACGCUCCGCAGAGGGGGGAACACCGAUCUUCCCUUCCACGAGGGCGUUAGUCCAGCGGAGUAUUCCUUCCCACUUGAAGCCCAUGCGCUUCGCACAGCGAACGGACGGAGAAUUCUGUGAAUCGGCUUGCCAUUGGACACGCCGCAACCCGAGUCCUGGACCGUAUUUCUGUUCACCUUUGGCGAGGUGUGCAGGGAGCUCGAGACAGAAGUGUAAGAGCAGCCCGACGGCGUUGGACGUGACGUGCGUUCUCUGGUACUUUGGGAAGGUCAUUACGUAUCCGAUUUCGCAGAAUUGGUGGGUGAGGUUUGUGUAUAUAAGGGAGAUCAUUCCAGCGAGCUGUGGAGACUCUCCUGUUUUAUCAAAUACUGCAAACGUAGCCGUCGUUGGAUCU